AUCAACACUCACUUCCUACUUCCCAAUAUUCUGACGAUGGCAUCUGAUACACGGCCGAGGAUACUCCUGUUCGGCGCUGGAAGUGUUGGCACCAUCUACCUGUGGCUGUUGUCCAAAGUCUCCUCCACCACCGCCGUCUGCCGUUCCAACUACGAUGUCGUAAAAAGAGAUGGCUUCACCAUCAACUCGUCCAUCUUUGGUAAAGGCAUCCAUUUCAAGCCAAACAUUGUGCGUGACUGCGAAGAAGCAGCCUCAGAAUCUUCGCAACCAUACGAUUACAUCGUCGUUUGUAGCAAAGCCAUCCCGGACACAUUUCCCAAACUCAUCGCCCCUGCCGUCACAUCGAAACACACAGCCAUCGUUCUCAUACAGAAUGGCGUCGGCAUUGAAGAAGAGUAUUCCGUCGCGUUUCCUGACAACCCCAUUAUAAGUGGCGUGGUGUACCUCCCCGUCGCGCAACGACCCGCAGGCGUAAUCAACCACGGUGAAACGGAGAAACUCCAGCUAGGAAGCUAUCCCUCCACCGCGCCAGGCGACCAAGCAUCAGCACUUGUAAAACUCAUCCAAACCGCCGGCGGCACAGCAGAGUUCUACACAGACAUCCAACCCAAACGCUGGACCAAGCUCCUCGUCAACGCAUCCUGGAACCCCAUCUGCGCGCUGACCCUCAGUAAAGAUACUGAAAUACUCGAGUCAUCCCCAGAAGCUACAUCUGUGGUUUUGGCCGUUAUGCUGGAGAUUCAGGCUGUGGCUGCUGCGUACGGCUACACAGUCCCAAGGGAAGAGGUGGAUUUCCAGCUUGGGAGGGCGCACGCGAGGAUCCCGAUCGGUGCUGGUAUCAAGCCGAGUAUGCUGCAGGAUAUCGAGAUGAGUAGGAGGAUAGAGAUUGAGGCGAUCGUUGGGAAUGCGGUGAGGAUGGGGAAGGAGAAGGGUGUCAAGUGUACGGGCUUGGAGAUGCUGUAUGUGCUUGGUAAGGCGUUGGAUUUGCAGGUUGGGAGGAGGUGAAGCGUAUAAUAGUGGAUGUCUAUGGCGAGUUUUCUGUCUGACUAUGGGUUUACUGUUGUCGAUUACGAUAUCAUCACACUGCGUCCGCUUGUCUAGAUCUGGAAUUAUCUUUGACUUUAUCAAAA
This is a messenger RNA of Dothidotthia symphoricarpi CBS 119687, 1130 nucleotides long. RefSeq names its product 2-dehydropantoate 2-reductase. NCBI's taxonomy places the organism in Eukaryota, Fungi, Ascomycota, Dothideomycetes, Pleosporales, Dothidotthiaceae. Gene Ontology annotation, biological process: pantothenate biosynthetic process. Bases 37 to 1005 code for a protein of 322 amino acids. Gene Ontology annotation, molecular function: 2-dehydropantoate 2-reductase activity. Gene Ontology annotation, cellular component: cytoplasm. The transcript has a single exon. The record is from RefSeq and is a predicted model, not a curated record.